Molecule: messenger RNA, 452 nt
Organism: Gracilinanus agilis (Agile Gracile Mouse Opossum)
Lineage: Eukaryota; Metazoa; Chordata; Mammalia; Didelphimorphia; Didelphidae
Product: NADP-dependent malic enzyme, mitochondrial-like
Exons: 3
Biological process (GO): pyruvate metabolic process; malate metabolic process
Cellular component (GO): mitochondrion
Molecular function (GO): malate dehydrogenase (decarboxylating) (NADP+) activity; NAD binding
Source: RefSeq, a predicted model, not a curated record
GUACUGCUUCUGUGGCUGUUGCUGGCCUUUUUGCUGCCUUGCGGAUCACCAAAAACAAACUCUCCAAUCACGUGUUUGUUUUCCAAGGAGCUGGAGAGGCAGCAAUGGGAAUUGCCCACCUCAUCGUCAUGGCCUUGGAGAAAGAAGGCAUCUCAAAAGCAGAGGCUACCAAAAAGAUCUGGAUGGUGGAUUCUAGGGGGCUUAUAGUGAAGGGAAGAAGUCACCUGAAUCAUGAGAAGGAGGUAUUUGCUCAGGAUCAUGCAGAAGUGAAUACUCUGGAAGAGGUGGUUCGGCAGGUGAAACCCACAGCCAUCAUAGGUAGGUGCAGAGCACUUUCCAAUCAGGGUCCUGCUUGAGCCAAAGGGAAGGGAAUAAGAAUGCAAGGGAUAGGGAGGAGGCUGGCCUUCCUGGAAGGUGUCAAGAAAUGGAGGAGAAAACUCUGCCUAAGCAGA